Thunnus maccoyii (southern bluefin tuna) is the source of this 604-nucleotide messenger RNA. Its product is annotated as stonustoxin subunit beta-like. The record is from RefSeq and is a predicted model, not a curated record. The transcript has a single exon. Gene Ontology annotation, molecular function: protein binding. The annotation marks the transcript as partial. Lineage: Eukaryota; Metazoa; Chordata; Actinopteri; Scombriformes; Scombridae.
CUUGUGAACCACGACAAAUACUAUAAAUGGAUUAAGAAUUGUAACCAUGGUCACGUCUUGCUCUCUCCAUCAGAUGCCUGUGAUCUCACACUGGAUCCAGACACAGCAAACAUCGAACUCACUCUGUCUGAGGGCAAUAAGAAGGCAACGCACGGAGCAAGGCAGUCGUAUCCUGAUCUCCCACAGAGAUUCGAUUACUUUCAUCAGGUUACGUGCAGGGAGGAGCUCACUGGGCGCUGUUACUGGGAGGUGGAGUGGAGUACUGGCAAAAGUGAAGAUGUGGCUGUGGGUGUUAGCUACAAAGGAAUAUUUAGGAAAGAAAAAGAUGACCAGUGUAGGUUUGGAGGGAACGUCAUGUCCUGGUGUUUUGGCCACAGGUGGUGGAACCCAUCAGAAGCUACACUCUAUGAAGAGCACAAUAAGCAGUGCUGCAAUCUCCCUCUUCCCUCUGCUGGCUGCACCCGACUUGGAGUGUUUCUGGACUGGCCGGCUGGCACUCUGUCCUUCUACAACGUCGUAUCUGACACUCUGAGUCACCUCCACACCUUCUGGGCCUGUUUACCCAGCCUUCUUGAUUGGGCGUGAACACAAUUAUGUGUACCUG